Molecule: messenger RNA, 148 nt
Organism: Racocetra persica
Lineage: Eukaryota; Fungi; Glomeromycota; Glomeromycetes; Diversisporales; Gigasporaceae
Source: the annotation of a GenBank genome assembly
GCUUCAAAGGAUAUAGAUAAUAGAAGUGAAACUUCUGAAAAUUCACGAAAAGAGGUUCAUAUAGAAAAAAGAAAAAGAUACACUGCUGAUAAAUUGGUAGAAAAUUUUAUUAAUCUAAAUACUGAGACCCUUUCUAGUAGUCAGGAAC